AUGACCGACUAUUAUGAGUCAUCCGACAUCACAAGAGUCGUGCGCAUAGCCCAUGGCACCAACCGCGGCCUGUUCUUUGGAUUUGGGGCCAUUGUCAAGUUUGGAGAAAUCCUUGAUGACCUGAAACCGUCCUGUGUUGGCUUUGUUAGCUCUCCGACAGCGUACCAGAAGUGUGGCCUUUGGGACACUAUCACUAAAGCUCUUGCUGAGCGUGGGAUAGAGUACCUGCACUACAACGGUAUCAGCACCAACCCAACCGUGGAGCAAAUUGACGAGGCUGUAGACCUCUUUCGAGCGAAGUAUGGCCCGGGCUUUCUUGUGUGCGGAAUUGGGGGCGGAUCCCCAUGCGAUUCUGCGAAGGCGGUGUCUAUUCUUCUUGAGUACUCUAAUAACAAAGCUCGAGAGCUUUAUAAGGGUGAGUUCGAGCCUAAGUGCCGCUCCAAGCUUGUUCUGGUCAACCUAACUCACGGAACUGGGACGGAGUGUGACCGUUACUCCGUGGCGUCCAUCCUCACGGGAGAGCUUUAUCCGAUCAAGUCAGGGAUCGGCUUUGAGUUCCUCUAUCCCGAUUACUCAAUAGACGAUAUUAAUGGCCUCUUUAGUCUUAGCCCUGACAUGGUGCGCUUCACAACGAUUGACGCCCUCAACCACGUGAUGGAGGCAUCCACAACCACGAUAAUGACCCCCUAUGUAUGCACUUUGACACGAGAAGCCGUUUACCUUAUCGUUCGCUACUUACCUAUAGCGUUAGCAGAACCAGACAAUCUUCGCGCCCGCUAUUGGCUCAGCUAUGCUGCUGCAAUUGCUGGUAUGGCCAUAGACGAAAGCGGCUGCCACCUGACGCACCUUAUGGAGCACACCCUGUCUGCGUACAGGCCAAGGCUUGCACACGGUCGAGGUCUGGCACUCCUCCAGCCGGCGGUCCUCAAGCACAUCUGGCCGAAGGUCUGUGGCUACCUGAACGACCUCUUUAGGCCGAUCCUGGGGAACCUCAAAGGAACACCCGACGAAGCAGAGCAGGCCUUCAGGCGCAUGCGUGCCUUCCACAACAAGGUCGGCUUUUCGGGGACGUUAACAGAUGAAGGCUUUAAUCUCGAAGACGUUGACACUCUCACAGACGCUACUCUUGCAUACUACGGAGCCAAGGCCACUCUCUCAAUAACUCCUGUUCCGACGUCGCGUUCCGACCUCCAACGCAUCUUUGCUGAAAGCUUCUAUAGGAUGUAG
This is a messenger RNA of Giardia duodenalis, 1227 nucleotides long. Its product is annotated as Alcohol dehydrogenase 3. NCBI's taxonomy places the organism in Eukaryota, Fornicata, Diplomonadida, Hexamitidae. The transcript has a single exon. Bases 1 to 1227 code for a protein of 408 amino acids. The record is from RefSeq and is a predicted model, not a curated record. Gene Ontology annotation, molecular function: metal ion binding; alcohol dehydrogenase (NAD+) activity.